AAAUCUGAGGCAUAACCUGUCAUUUUCGUUUAUUGAAUGAGUGAUAAAUGUCAUAUCGGGGAGCAAAUGAGAUUAAAAUAUUUCGCUGUUGAUCUAUGGCAGCUAUUGAUAAAGUCAAGAUUAUCGUCGUUGGAGACUCAGGGGUGGGAAAGACCUCUCUCACGCAUUUGAUAUGUGAGCAACAAACCAUCAACAAUCCCUCCUGGACCGUUGGCUGCUCCGUGGAAGUGAAAUUACACGAAUUCAAGGAGGGAACCCCGAAUCAAAAGAGAUACUUCAUUGAACUCUGGGACAUUGGGGGCAGCCAGAGUCACAAAAAUACCAGACAUGUUUUUUAUAAUCCCACAAAUGGAAUUAUUCUGGUGCACGAUCUGUCGAACAGAAAGUCCCAGCAAAAUCUACAGAAGUGGCUGGAAGAAGUCCUGAGUAGAGAUGGAAACAGCGGAAGGUCUAGAUCCUUUGAUGAUUUUGAUCCAGAAAAGUUUGUGGGUUUAACACAAAUUCCUAUUUUGGUAGUUGGAACGAAACUGGACUUGGUACCAUCAAAAUCUAAUUUACACAGGCGUUCGUCAACGAUUGCCGAGGAGUGUGGAGCCGAUGAAAUUUUCUUGGACUGCAGUCAAGUGCGAUCGCUGGCCGCAGGUACGACAUCAUCAGUAAAACUCAGCAGAUUCUUCGAUAAAGUGAUCGAGAGGCGUUACUACGCAAAUCGCGAGGUCAUAAGUCCGGAUAAGAGGAGACAGCCCGUUUAUGCCUCCUCAUACAGCCCUAAACUCUACCACAGAGACUAAACCACUACCACUAAGACAGUUCCCCAGGAACUGGACUAACAAGAAGCAUAAUGAUGUGAUAUAUCAAGGCCUUCUCUCUUCACUGGGCCUCUGAGUAUCCUUGCAUUAUCACUCACCAUUGAGAUGAUCAUUUUAUGGAUAAAACAUUCCUCUUUCUGAAUCGAAAUACAUGAAAAAUAUAUUUGUAACAUUGCA
This is a messenger RNA of Diachasmimorpha longicaudata, 986 nucleotides long. Its product is annotated as rab-like protein 3. Gene Ontology annotation, biological process: intracellular protein transport. The record is from RefSeq and is a predicted model, not a curated record. Gene Ontology annotation, cellular component: endomembrane system. Lineage: Eukaryota; Metazoa; Arthropoda; Insecta; Hymenoptera; Braconidae. Gene Ontology annotation, molecular function: GTPase activity; GTP binding. Bases 96 to 791 code for a protein of 231 amino acids. The transcript is spliced from 5 exons.